CAUCGUGCACAUACGUCGAAUAUGAUUAUCUGCAGAGCUGCAAUUUUUUUGUUUUUUAUCAUUGUCAGUGUUUCAAAUAAGUAUGUAAAUGCCGAAAAUGACGAAGAUGCGUCGACGGAUUUAUACGUUAUCGAAGGCAAAGUUUUUCCAUGGGAAAAUAAAGCUUCAAACGGCUGGCAACUUAUGACACACGUCAUGGCUAACGGAGGGGAGCAUUAUGGCUUUUUGAGGGAAGAUGGAACAUUUAUUAUUUCAAAUGUACCUUCAGGAUCUUACGUAGUUGAGGUUGUAAAUCCUAAUUGUGUUUAUGAACCAGUAAGAGUAGAAAUUAAUUCAAAGGGAAAAUUCAGAGCAAGGAAAGUCAAUUUAAUUCAAACCUCCCAAGUAAUACAAGUUCCAUACCCAUUAAAAAUGAGACCACUUACACCUUUCCGUUAUUUUCAAGUUAGGGAACAGUGGAAAGUAACAGACUUCUUGUUUAAUUCAAUGGUCCUGAUGAUGGUUCUACCAUUAUUGUUACUUAUGAUUGUACCAAAAAUUAUGAAUGAUCCAGACACUAGAAAGGAAAUGGAACAACUGAAUUAUUUUACCAAGUAUAAUAUGCCAGAAAUGUCUGAAUUUAUAACAUCUUACUUUUCUGGUGGAGAGAAGCAGAAACAAAAAGCGGUAAAAGCUGCAAAGAAGAGACAGUAAUACAAAUACCUUUUAGGCACAUGUUUGCACUUUUACUCUAGUCCAUUAGUUAAUUACACUAAGAUUAUAUAAAAUUCCCCUCAUGUUUUUUAAUAUACAUGGAGUUUAAUUCUGUGUGAAAGAUUGAAAAUAUAGCAAUGGAUCACUUAAAAUAUUAAUAGGGAUACUACAGUAAGUCAUAUCUUCCAGUUCGUAAGUACCCCC
Dufourea novaeangliae is the source of this 897-nucleotide messenger RNA. It is a transcript of the gene EMC7, whose product is annotated as ER membrane protein complex subunit 7 homolog. Bases 22 to 693 code for a protein of 223 amino acids. The transcript has 5 exons. NCBI's taxonomy places the organism in Eukaryota, Metazoa, Arthropoda, Insecta, Hymenoptera, Halictidae. Gene Ontology annotation, cellular component: EMC complex. The record is from RefSeq and is a predicted model, not a curated record. Gene Ontology annotation, molecular function: carbohydrate binding.